AUGGAAAAACAAUAUAAAUUCUUGUCUGUAACAGUAGUGCCUGAAGAUUAUGAUCAUAAAGGUCAGAGAGACAGCUUGCAGAAGUGUUUUUUUUUUUUUUUUNUUAUUGAGCUCCAUGCUAAAAUGGGAAACAAAUGGGCGCGAAUGGCUGCCGAGUUGCCUGGUCGUACUGAUAACGAGAUUAAAAACUAUUGGAAUACUAGAAUCAAGAGAAGGCAACGAGCAGGCUUGCCAAUCUACCCUCCAGAUGUCCAUUUGCAAGCCAUACACGAGAGCAAUCAAAAUGAGGAUAUGAGCACAUUCUCGACCGGGGAUACACAGCAUUCCAAUCUUCUGCAAGUGAACUAUUUUGAGAUCCCCGCUGUGGAAUUCAAAAAUUUGGAACUAAAUCAGCAGUUGCAUCCGCAAUCACCACUCGAUAUCCCCGCAAGCAGCUUGUUGGCACAAGGUCUAAAUUCUUCAUACGGUCCAAGACCUUUCUUCUCGACUAUGAACCCGUCCAAACGUCUCCGAGGACCAGAUUCCUUGUUCACGGGUUUAAGUUCCAAUGACAGUGAUAUUUUCACAGCCUUUGGUCCGUAUCAGAGUGACACUUGUAUGCAGGUUUCUCAAUCCUCCGGGUUUUCUUCUGGAUACUAUCAAAAUCUGGAUCCUGAUCACCCGUCUUUAUCGUGUGUAAUUCCUGGCAGCCAUGCCUCUUUAAAUAGCAACUCCUCUUCUUUAGAGCCCGCAUGGGCAAAGAAGCCGGAACUCCCUUCACUCCAAAGUCAGAUAGGUAGUUGGGAUGCACCUUCCUCCCCCCUUCCUUCACUCGAGUCUGUUGAGACUUUGAUUCAGUCGCCUCCCACCGAGCGUUCUGAAUCGGGUAAUGUUUCUCCGAGAAACAGUGGCCUUCUGGAAGCAGUGCUUUACGAGUCACAAACUUUGAAGAAUUCCAAGAACACUUUACCUCAGCAGAAUUCCGAUGCUUCCAUGAUACCCAGUGACAUCGUGGAUAAUACAUUUCCAGAUUUCCACGAGGCAGAAUGGGAAGGAUAUGCUGACCCGAUCUCUCCAUUAGGUCAUUCUGCUGCAUCAGUUUUCAACGAGUACACCCCCAUCAGUUCAUUAGAAGAGCACCAGUCAGUCGAGAUGCUAGCAGGAUGCAAAUUUACACAAGAGGACGCUCCCUUGGCCCCAAUGCAAUGCGAUGACAAGGACGAUGCGUUGAACCAGAUUUUCUCCAGACCAGACUUCUUGCUCGACUCAAAUUGUUUCGGUCUCAAGACUGGCCUCAACUAAGCGCAGUUCUGUACCAAAUAUGCAUUUGGACCAUUCUGUUUGCUUUAGCAGGAACUGCACGCGAGGGAGCCCUUGUCAUGUGCCACUGUGCAAACAUCGUGCAUGGGUUGUGCACUACGAUUACCCGUGCACGAUGAUUUUCUUGAAAUUCCAAGAAAAUUUUAGUUUCAAAGCCUCUUCAGGGACACCUUAUUUUUGUUACUAUAAUAAGAUCCUCUUGUGUUUGAACUCUACAAUGAUAAUGUAGUAUUUGCAUUCAACAGGUUAGCUGGCAACUUGUGUCUUUUAAAAUCUUCUCCUGAAACUUAAAUGGCCAGAAAAACAAUAUAAAUUCUUGUCUGUAACAGUAGUGCCUGAAGAUUAUGAUCAUAAAGGUCAGAGAGACAGCUUGCAGAA
Molecule: messenger RNA, 1677 nt
Organism: Ipomoea triloba (trilobed morning glory)
Lineage: Eukaryota; Viridiplantae; Streptophyta; Magnoliopsida; Solanales; Convolvulaceae
Product: transcription factor GAMYB-like
Exons: 4
Coding region: 1-1281 (426 amino acids)
Source: RefSeq, a predicted model, not a curated record